CCAUCAUCCUCUCAGCUGGACAAGUGGAUCACCUUCACUCACAAUGCCGGUGCCAUCGACCAGUGUGGCACAAAAGAUGCCUGGGGAUUGGGCCCCGAGUGCAUAUAGAACGGUGGCAUCAGAAUUGACAGCUUCGAUCGAUCUUGGACCUUCCGCACCGGAAGUGUUGGACGCUUUGGUUUUCUUGCACUUUAGUGUAUAUGGUCAAGCAGAAAGGCUGAAAAAGAGACAAGGAAGAGCACUCAAGCUAGGUCCUCGAAGCUUUCUUGAUUUUUUGAAUCAAUAUGUGGCUUUGAGUAACGAAAAGCGAGAAGGAUUGGAAGAAGAACAGCGUCAUUUAAACGUAGGUUUGGACAAGCUGAAAGAGACUGUUGAUGCUGUGUCAGAACUACAAAAGAGUUUAGCAGUAAAGAGAACGCAGCUUGAAGCCAAAAAUGCAGAAGCAAACGAAAAGUUACAAAGAAUGGUGGCCGAUCAAAAAUCUGCUGAAGAACAAAAAGCAGCAUCGAUUCAAAUCCAAGCAGACUUGGAGAUACAGGAACGCGAUAUAGGUGAACGUAGGGAAGUCGUCAUGGCAGAUCUAGCAGAUGCUGAACCUGCUGUUCAAGAUGCUCAAUCAGCAGUCAGCAACAUCAAAAAACAACAUUUGACAGAAGUUCGAUCGAUGGGUAACCCACCUGCAGCAGUAAAGAUUGCGAUGGAGAGUGUAUGCACUGCACUUGGACAUAAGAUCGACAGCUGGAAAACUGUCCAAGGAAUCAUCAGAAGGGAUGACUUUAUCGCGUCAAUCGUAAACUUUGAUACGGACAGACAAAUGACCCGAGGUGUUCGUGAAAGGAUGAAGAGAGACUAUCUGAGCAAACCGGAUUACAACUUUGAGACGAUCAAUCGUGCUUCAAAAGCAUGUGGACCAUUGGCAAAGUGGGUGAUUGCACAGGUGCAUUUCUCAGAGAUCUUGGAUCGCGUUGGACCGCUACGAGAAGAAGUGGACUCGCUAGAAAGACAAGCACAAGAGACAAAAGAGCAAGCCGGUACAAUUGUCGAUAUGAUUGCAGAAUUGGAAGCAAGUAUUGCACGAUACAAAGACGAAUAUGCAGCAUUGAUCAGUGAAACACAAGCAAUCAAGAGCGAAAUGGAACGUGUGCAAACGAGAGUUGACCGAAGUAUUCAACUACUCGAGAGUCUUGGAUCAGAAAAGGAGCGCUGGGAUGCAGGAAGCCGAACAUUUGAUACCCAAAUGAGCACUAUUGUUGGAGAUGCUCUUCUUUCGGCUGGCUUUUUGACGUAUGCUGGUUUCUUUGAUCAACAAUAUCGCGAAGCAAUGUGGCACAACUGGACUUCUCACCUACAACAGGCGAACAUCAAGUUUAAGCCAGAGUUGAGCUUUGCUGAUUACUUGUCAACCGCAGAUGAUCGAUUGAGCUGGCAAUCGAGAUCUUUGCCUGCAGACAAUUUAUGCACAGAAAAUGCAAUCAUGCUCAAGAGGUUCAAGCGUUUCCCGCUGAUCAUCGAUCCUUCAGGUCAGGCAACGGCUUGGUUGACAAAUGAAUACCGCGACCGCAAAUUGACAGUGACAAGCUUCCUAGAUGAAGCUUUUGUUAAGAAUUUGGAAAGUGCAUUGCGUUUUGGAAACCCUCUUCUAAUCCAAGACGUUGAACAUUUGGACCCAAUCAUCAAUCCAGUGCUAAAUGGUGAACUGCGAAAGACGGGUGGACGGGUGUUGAUCAGACUUGGACAUCAAGAGAUUGACUUUUCACCUUCAUUCACCAUGUUCCUCUCUACACGCGAUCCGUCGGUAGAAUUCUCGCCUGAUGUCUGCAGUCGUGUCACAUUCGUCAAUUUCACCAUGACUAGAAGCAGCCUGCAAAGCCAAAGUCUCGAUCAAGUACUCAAAAGUGAGAGGCCGGACACUGACAAGAAACGAACGGAUCUAAUGAAGCUUCAAGGUGAAUUUCGACUAAGGCUUCGCCAUCUAGAGAAGAGUCUUUUGAAUGCUCUGAAUGAGAGUCAAGGUAAUAUUUUGGAUGAUGACAAGGUGAUUGAUACAUUGGAGACCCUGAAAAAAGAAGCAGCAGAGGUGACUACCAAAGUGGAAGAGACGGAUGCGAUCAUGUCCGAGGUGGACGAAGUUACAAACCAGUAUUUACCGCUAUCGAAAGCAUGCAGUUCGUUGUUCUUUGCUCUCGAUCAACUCAAUCUAAUCAAUCACUUUUACCAAUUCUCACUUCGAUUCUUUUUGGAUAUUUUCGACUUUGUUCUCCGUCGAAACCCCAACUUGAAAGGCGUCACAGACACAAAAGAGCGACUCGAUAUUUUGACAAGGGAUUUGAUCCUCCUCGUAUAUAGACGUACAAGCAGAGCUUUGAUGCAUCAUGACCAUCUCAUGUUGGCAAUGCUACUGGCCCAGAUUUGGAUGCGUGAGACAAGCGAUGAUGAUUCUCUGGACAGUGACGAAUUCGACUUCUUAUUGGAAGGCGGAGAUGCAAUUGGUAUUGCACCUUCCAAUCUGCGAGAGCACCCUCUCCUCAACGCAGAGCAAAGACAGAGACUGAAUGCUUUCAAGCGACUGGACUUGUUCAAGAAACUGGAAGCUCAUUUGGAUGAAAGUGGAUCAUCGUGGACGACCUUCCUCUCUUCCAACAAUCCCGAAAAGGAAGUUCCAAUCUUUUGGGAAAGUACGAAGGUGACAAAGUUUGGUGCUUUGGUUCGUACUGCAUUGGUGGUGAAAUGCUUACGACCUGAUCGUAUUAUUCAGGCAGUCACAGCAUUGGUUAAUGAAGUCUUUGGGUCAGAAAUCUUGGCUGAAUCAGCAUAUGAUCUACAAAAUAUCGUAGCGGAAGAAGUAGGUCCCGAGACACCCUUGGCUUUGUGUUCCGUUCCCGGAUUCGAUGCUGCUUACAGAGUCGACAGCUUGGUACGUGCUACUGCAACGAGAUGCACCUCGGUUGCUAUGGGAUCGCAAGAAGGAUUCCAAUUGGCUGAUCAAGCUAUCGCUACCGGUGCAAAAACUGGUCAAUGGGUUCUGUUGAAGAAUGUUCAUUUAGCUCCAUCUUGGCUUUCACAACUGGAAAAGAAAAUUCUCGGGCUUAAUGCACAUCGUAACUUUCGUCUGUUUAUCACAUGCGAAACGAACCCGAUCAUCCCGGUCAACUUUUUACGUGCCAGUCGAAUUUUAAUGAACGAGCCACCGCCAGGACUAAAAGCAAACAUGAUGGAUUGCUUGCAUGGCAUCAACCCCAAGCGAUUUGAGCAGGGACCUGUAGAGGUAACAAGAAUCUACUUCUUGCUGGCAUUCUUCCAUGCAACUUUGAUUGAGCGAUUACGCUAUACGCCCCUUGGUUGGAGCAAGUUGUUUGAAUUUAACGAUUCUGAUGCCGAAGCAGCACUUACUACGAUAGAAGUAUGGGUCAAUCGCGUGGCAAAAGGAAGGAGCAACAUUGAUCCGCAGGCUGUCCCUUGGGAUGCACUCAAGACGCUUUUGAAACAGAGCGUUUAUGGUGGAAAAAUUGAUAAUAAUGCCGAUCAACUUUUAUUGGAUAGCUUUGUGGAUGGUAUUUUCACGCCACAAGCAUAUGAAUCAGCCUUUAAACUUGUUGAUGUGCAAGAUGAUGAAGGACAAGCAAACAAUAUCAGUAAUGGAGGCGCAAAUGUGAUUGGCAAUCUGACAGCACCUGAGGGAACAAGGAUGGACAUGUUCUUGGAUUGGGUGAGCAGUUUACCCGAACAGCAACCACCGCAAUGGCUCGCUUUACCUUCCACAGCUGAGAAAGUGAUUGCUACAGCUCAAGGUACGGCUUUGCUGAAUAAAUUGGUUCGUAUGCGUCAGUUGUCAGAUGAUGAUGACGACGAUGACAACUCUGCCAAUGCCACGAAUGGCAAUACAAACGGCCAAGCUGAUGGAAAUGCAAAUUCGAGCGGAACAUCUACACAGCCGGCAUGGAUGAAAGCUUUGAAUCAGAAUGUGCAAGAAUGGCUGCAGUUAUUGCCUUCGGAAUUGACCAAAUUCAAAGCAAAUGCUGAGAGUAUGACCAAUCCACUCUUUCGAUUCUGGGCACGCGAAUAUCGUAUCGGAACAGAGUUAUUGAAACAAGUCAGAUUAGACUUUGAAGAGGUCAGUGAAGUUUGUCAAGGUGUUCGAAGGCAAACGAAUCAUAAUCGAUCUUUGUUGAGUGAUUUGGCAAAAGGUUCAAUUCCAUCUGCUUGGAAGAAGUACACCGUACCAAAAUCGAUGACAUUGCCACAAUGGGUGGCCGAUUUACGAUCUAGGUUGCAACAGCUUGAAAAGAUUACCCGAGAAAGCUCUACUACCAGAUUUGAAUUGUUCUCAAUCAAUUUAGGGCAGCUCUUUGUUCCAACAGCCUAUCUUACCGCCACAAGACAGGCAAUCGCAAAUCGUAAUAAAAUUAGCUUGGAAAAUUUAGAGCUGCGAUUGAAUGUUGAAGAUGGCGGAGCAACGAUGGGCGGAUUUGCUAUUGAAGGUUUACGAUUAGAAGGCGCGGUAUGGAACAGUAACUAUCUCGAAUUGAACGAUGGCAGUACGACCAAUUUGGAUAAAAGUACAUUGGCAUGGUCCGCUACCGGAUCAGCGGAUGAAAAAGCAGAAGUUGGAACAGAUAAGGUACCACUUAGCGUAUACCUGAAUGGAGAUCGAAGUGUGUCUUUGUUCCACGUUCACCUUCAUGCCAAGAAGGGCUUAACACCCGGGUUGAUUGCAAAACGUGCUGUUGCUUUACGUGCAGCAUAAACUAUCAUCAAUAUAUACCUUUUUCCCAUUGUGAUUGACAUGAGUGUGUUGUGUGAAUGAUUGGAUUUGUUGAUGGACGUAGUGGCCCGUGCAAUUCUUCU
Meira miltonrushii is the source of this 4845-nucleotide messenger RNA. Its product is annotated as putative cytoplasmic dynein heavy chain 2. Gene Ontology annotation, biological process: microtubule-based movement. The coding region runs from base 44 to 4744 and encodes 1566 amino acids. NCBI's taxonomy places the organism in Eukaryota, Fungi, Basidiomycota, Exobasidiomycetes, Exobasidiales, Brachybasidiaceae. The transcript has a single exon. Gene Ontology annotation, cellular component: dynein complex. Gene Ontology annotation, molecular function: minus-end-directed microtubule motor activity; dynein light intermediate chain binding; dynein intermediate chain binding. The record is from RefSeq and is a predicted model, not a curated record.